Megalops cyprinoides (Indo-Pacific tarpon) is the source of this 2020-nucleotide messenger RNA. It is a transcript of the gene p2rx1, whose product is annotated as purinergic receptor P2X, ligand-gated ion channel, 1. Gene Ontology annotation, cellular component: nuclear inner membrane; plasma membrane. Gene Ontology annotation, biological process: response to ATP; monoatomic cation transmembrane transport. The transcript is spliced from 13 exons. Gene Ontology annotation, molecular function: extracellularly ATP-gated monoatomic cation channel activity; ATP binding; purinergic nucleotide receptor activity. NCBI's taxonomy places the organism in Eukaryota, Metazoa, Chordata, Actinopteri, Elopiformes, Megalopidae. The record is from RefSeq and is a predicted model, not a curated record. The coding region runs from base 141 to 1391 and encodes 416 amino acids.
UUCAGUCCUGUCUUUGAGAUAUCUCUGUGUGACAGAAGUAUCUCUGUAGGACCAGGAGACAGAUAAGAAAAAGGGAAAGAAAAAGUUUUGUGAUUUGCGUACGUGUCAAAGAGACUCAGAGGACCCACUGGGACUGCGGGAUGAAGAGCAACAUCACUGCUGCCCUUGCUAACUUCUUGUUUGAAUACGAGACCCCUCGUCAGGUGGUGGUGAAGAACAAAAGAGUGGGCAUUGUAUGCCGUGUGAUUCAGCUCGGGGUCCUUGCCUAUAUCAUUGGGUGGGUGUUCAUCUAUGAAAAGGGUUACCAAGCCACGGACACAGCCAUCGGGUCCGUCUUCACCAAGAUGAAGGGGGUGGGCUACACUACAGUGAACGGCUCGGAGCGGGUAUGGGAUGUGGGCGACUACGUCUUUCCUGAACAGGGAGCUUCAUCCUUUGUGGUGAUGACAAAUUACAUCAUGACUAUGGGACAAACACAGGGUAAAUGUCCUGAGCUCCCUGGCAAAUUUAGCUGCACCUCUGACAAGGACUGCGAAGAAGGAGAACACAAACGUACGGGACAUGGGAGAAUGACUGGAAAGUGUGUGAACACAACCAAAACCUGUGAAGUUUUUACCUGGUGUCCCAUUGAAGAUGACCGCCCCAUCCCGAAUCCUGCUCUUUUGAUGUCAGCGGAGAAUUACACCCUGUUCAUCAAGAACUCAAUCACCUUUCCCCAAUUUAAUGUUGUCAGGAGCAAUCUGGUGGAAGGUGUGGACAAGAAUUACAUCAGCCAAUGCCUCUAUAACAAAGACAGUGACCCUCUGUGUCCCAUUUUCAGACUGGGAGACAUUGUGAAGCUGUCAGGGUUCGACUUCUCACAGAUAGCAACCGAGGGUGGUGCUAUUGGGAUUCUAAUUGAGUGGACGUGUAACCUUGACCUGGAUGUGAAACGCUGUCGACCCCAGUAUAACUUCCAUGGGCUAUAUGGGAAUGUCAAUGAGGCAGAGACUCAGGCCUCUGUUGGCUAUAACUUCAGGCAUGCUAAAUACUAUGUAGAGAACAACACUGAAAAAAGGACGCUGAUGAAAGUAUUUGGAAUCCGGAUAGAUAUUUUGGUUCGAGGACUGGCAAGAAAAUUUGAUAUUAUUCCAACUCUGACGACCAUAGGCUCGGGAGUAGGAAUUUUUGGAGUGGCAACUGUAGUAUGUGACCUGGUGCUUCUCUAUGUACUGCCCAAGAGAGACUUCUAUAAGAAUAUGAAGUUUAAGUACACUGUUCUCCAAGAAGAGGAACCAGUCUUGCAAACGAACAAGACAGAGAAGGAAUUGCCUAAGGUAUCUGAAGGAGUAACCCCCGAUUGUGAAAUUACAUUGGAGACUGGCUGCUUCAACCCUGCGGCCGUGCACUGACAUAUUUGGCACUGGACACUCAAGAAGAGACAGCAUGACAGCGAUGAGCUUUCAAGCUUUCCUGGGCAAGGAGCUUAAAACAAAUUGCCUCAGCUAAUGUCCAACUGUAUAAAUGUGUAACCUGGAAAAAUAUAAGCUGUGUAAGUCAUUGUGGAUAGGGGUGUCUGCUAAUCCAAUGUAACAGCACCUCUUUUCCCCAGUGUAUUACCUUUCAUGUUGUCUUCUCAUCAAUCUGUUGGAUUUGAGGCUGGGAGCUGCACUGUGUGCCACUGGUCAGAUCCAUAUAAAUAACACUAGGGCCAUACAGUGUGUGCAAUAGCUAUAGAAGACCUGGCAACUGUGAUGGUUUGAGUACCAGCUGUGAUUAUGAAAUGCACUGAUACCAGUGUCAAUGACGCUGUUUGUAUAUGUCGAUCAAUCCGAACAGCACCGUGCUCUGUUCUGAACAUCUGCACCUGGUCAGUUCAUCUUCUACAAUGAAUUUUCUUGCCCUGCUGUUUUGCUGUAAAGCUGUACUCACUGAGUUGGAAAUUCCUUUAUGGUCAUGUUCCUCCAAAUGUAAAUAUGCUGACUGUUGAGAAAUCCCCUUGUCAGUUCAUGAGUUUGACGUACUCUGUGUGUGUGUGUGU